AUGGCCGAUCUCCCCACCCUCUCAUCGCUGCCCUCCCAAUCGCAGGAGACCCAGCUGCGCGUGCUGGACACUCUCUUCGAGCCUUCCCCCGAGAUCCACCAAUUAAUGCUGCCGAUCCUGGCAAACCAGACCUUCAAAACCUAUACCUCCCUCAUCGACGCCGUAGGAGGUCGCAUCUUUGAACUGGCUGCUCCCAACUCCGACUGGACAGUGCUGUUCGGCAUCUUGGGCUCGCACCCGCGCCUCGGUCGGGCCCCCGCCAACCCCGAACAUCUCAGCGAAUUGAGCAAGAAGGAACAGGCGCAAUUAAACACGGGCGCCGAGGAACAGGCGGAGAAGUUGUUGGCGCUGAAUGCCGAGUAUGAGGAGAAGUUCCCCGGACUGCGAUUUGUGACUUUUGUCAAUGGGCGCAGUCGGGAUGUGAUUAUGGAGGAAAUGCGCCAGCGCAUUGACCGGGCGGACAAGGAGAAGGAAAUUACGGAGGCUAUUCAGGCCAUGUGUGACAUUGCCAAGGAUCGUGCUCGAAAGCUCCAGGCGCGCAUUUAG
Penicillium cataractarum is the source of this 546-nucleotide messenger RNA. RefSeq names its product 2-oxo-4-hydroxy-4-carboxy-5-ureidoimidazoline decarboxylase. The coding region runs from base 1 to 546 and encodes 181 amino acids. The record is from RefSeq and is a predicted model, not a curated record. NCBI's taxonomy places the organism in Eukaryota, Fungi, Ascomycota, Eurotiomycetes, Eurotiales, Aspergillaceae. The transcript is spliced from 3 exons.